Molecule: messenger RNA, 2998 nt
Organism: Drosophila nasuta
Lineage: Eukaryota; Metazoa; Arthropoda; Insecta; Diptera; Drosophilidae
Exons: 10
Biological process (GO): peptidoglycan catabolic process
Molecular function (GO): N-acetylmuramoyl-L-alanine amidase activity; zinc ion binding
Source: RefSeq, a predicted model, not a curated record
AUUGCAGCACAUCCUCAACAGAUUCCGGUGUCGGUUUGGUUGAUAACUCAGCGACAUACAGAGCGAGUCCAACGAUCACGAAGAGCAAAAAAGAACGAAGAAACAAAGAAGACGCAUGAGAGUGCCGAAACAGCAGCUGGAGGAGAGAAAGAGGAGAAGGCAAAACCCGACGCGGAAGCGAAACCGCAACGUAUCAGCAUUGAGGUGGAGGCUAAAGUGAACCUCAACAAGGCAACCACAACAAGGAAAACAUCACCCGCUCUUUCAGUACGCAGCACCACAAUCUCGAUAGUGUCCAUCGAUGAAGAUGCCAUCGACUCCAGUUGCAUUGACAGCGAUUCCGAGGCGGAAGCCGACGAUGGCUGCACGGUCCACAAACUGGGGCAACAGGUCAAAUUCCCGCCACAAAGCGAAGAGUUGACGCAGCUCAACAAGGGACUGACCGUGAUCAGUCGUCAGGUGCUGCCCAACAAUGGCCAAGGGCCACAUCCGCCAGCGGCUGCUGCCGAUGUGGUUGCCCAACAGGUGCUCAAUGGCAACAUGAAUCUAGCCACGCCCUCAAAUCCAGCCUCGCCGCAACAGCAAAUUGGCAGCAUUGCGUUGACCAACACCACAGACGUUACCUUUGGCGAUAAGCAUUACUACGAGGGACCCGUGACGAUACAACAGAUCCUCAUCGAUAGUCGCGAUAAGUGGAAAACGGCCGAAGGUCAUGAUAAUCCAGCAUUCAAUACACAGGCAACGCCCAACGCUACAGAUUGCGCAUACGCAGCGUGGGUUGCAGUGAAGAAGACAUUGCGCAUGUGGCUCCGGCCAAUACGGAUUUUAUUUCGCAUUUGUUGCGAUUUUAGCAAUCGCCGAUAUUCAGUGGCCCCAGAGAUGUCGAGCAACGAGUACACACUGCGAUCUUGUCUGAAGUGCGGCGACUUUAUCAAGAAAAGUCCCCUCAAGUGCGUUGGCAUUUGUGACCGCGUCUGUCAUGUCCGCUGCUCUGGUCUUUCAGAGCAACAGCUAGACAAUGUGCGAAACAGUGGCUGGCGCUGCGAUCGUUGCAUAGAGCAAAGUCAGCCAGAGCACAUGCUAAAGCUGCAGCAGUGGCUUAGGCAGCAUGAGAAGCGUUUGGAAGCUCUGGAGGCUGGAUUGAAUAGCAAAUUGAAUAACUCCUGCGAGGCGCCAGCGUUAUGUCCUUUUCUGCCGCACAGCAUCAGUCGCAAGGCCAUCAUAAUAACGGGCAUACUCUUAGGAUUAACCAUUAUAAUGGGCGCCCUACUGGCAGUCAUAUUGGGCAAGACACCGUUGAAAAGUAAGCUUGGUGAUGGCGAAGAUACCAGACAAAGUAUUCCAAUCAAUUCACCAAUAGAUGAGGUCAACAUUGGCGGCGGUUUGGUGCUGCGAUAUGUGCCACGUGCCGUGUGGUUGGCUCAGCCACCGCAAAAGGAGCUGCCGAGCCUCUCGCUGCCCGUGCCCAUGGUCAUACUGCUGCCCACGAACUCGGAGAACUGCAGUACCCAGGCACAGUGUGUGUUCAAGGUGCGUUUCCUGCAGACCUUCAACAUUGAGUCCGAACGUCGCGAUGAUAUUUCCUUCAAUUUCCUGAUUGGUGGCGAUGGCAAUGUGUAUAUCGGUCGUGGCUGGGAUUUGGUUGGAGCCCACCUGAAUGGAUACAAUACAAGAAGUGUGAGCUUCGCCUACAUUGGCACUUUUCAGCACCAGGCACCGUCGCCUAAGCAGCUCAACGUUACGCGAUUGCUGCUUGAGGAUGGCGUCAACCGGGGCAAGAUUGCGCCCAACUACAAACUGGUUGGGGCCAGUACUUUGGAGCCCACAAUUACGCAAUACAAUGCCGAUCGGCUGUAUCAGAGCUUUAGCAAUUGGACCCAUUGGACCACAGUAAUAUACUUAGAGAUGCCGAGCAACGAGUACACGCUUCGAUGUUGUCUAAAGUGCGGCGACUUAAUCAAGGAAAUUCCCGUCAAGUGCGUUGGCACUUGCGACAGUGUCUGCCAUGUUCGCUGCUCUGGUCUUACAGAGCAACAGCUUCACAAUAUGGAAAACAUCGGCUGGCGCUGUAAUACUUGCAUCGAAGAAAGUCAAAGAAAGCACUCUCUAAAGCUGGAGUCUUUGGUGAAGCAGCAUGAGAAGCGUUUGGAAGUCCUGGAGCAGGGCAUGAUAACUCUCGUGGGACGCCAAUUUUGUGUCCAUCUCUGCGCCCCCUGUUGCAUCAGUCGCAAGGCCAUUUUAAUAAUGGCUAUAAUCAUGGGAUUAUCCAUGGUAAUUGGGGCCUUACUGGCAGUCAUAUUUGGCACGACGGCAUUGAAAAUGUCACUACAGGUAAUCAGUAUAGACGGCUGGGGUGGACGACAGUCAAGGAAUGUUUUGACUCCUCUCAACUUACCCGUCCAUCGAGUGAUUAUUUCACACACCGCCGCCGAAGGAUGUGAAUCCGAGGAUAUUUGUGCCGCUCGAGUUCGUUUGGUGCAAAAUUUUCACAUGGAUGGUUAUCAAUGGGAUCAAAUUGGCUACAAUUUCCUAAUUGGUGGCGAUGGAUUGGUGUAUGAGGGCCGCGGCUGGGAUACUCGGGGAAGUCAUACCAUGGGCUACAAUAUCGAUAGCAUUGGCAUCGCUUUUAUGGGCACCUUCACCAAGAUCUCUCCUACGGAGCGGCAGCUGGUAGCUUGCCAACUCCUGCUUGAGGAGGGCGAGCGCCUCAAGAAACUAGUGCCUGACUAUAAACUGUAUGGACAUCGACAGCUGAGUGCCACUGAAAGUCCGGGCGAUAUACUUUAUGGCAUCAUACAGAAAUGGCCACACUGGACAAAUCAUACUCUAUAGUUUAAGCUUAAAACUCGAGUUCUUCGCUUUAAUUCGGAUUAUUAAAAUUCAUCACAUAACUUUAACUGAGCAAUCAAAAGCGAUGCUCAAAGAUGGCGUCAACCAGGCCAAGAUUGCGCCCAACUAUAAACUGGUUGGAGGCAGCACUUUGGAGCCGAUCGGCUGU